AUGACCGGCGAGGACCUCCCAGCUGAGUUUCAGGGGCUGUCGGGUGGACUUUUCUGUGAAAACCUAUUUAUGUUUUGUCUCGGUGUGGUUAUCCUCUGCUCCACUGGUGUGACAUCUCUGGGAAUCAUGAAUUCCCUUACAAACAAUUACCUUCAGGUGACGAAUGACCGAAAUGUGAUGUACUAUUACUCACAAAACGGCACCGUGGAGCCGAGUGCUGUAUUGCUGAUCCCAGAGUUUGUCGUUGAGGUUGGAAUGCUGUAUUUCACGAUUGGUGCAAUGUCGUUCUCCCGAAAACAAUGUAAUGUACUCCCGCUGCCGCCGUUUUCUAGUCAGGAGGGGCCAAUGCAACUGGUUCUCUCUGAAGACAUUAGUCGUGCCUAUCUAAAAGUUAGAAAUGAUGCACUUCAGUUUGGGUACGCAGCUGCAGAGACCUGCGGAGGUUAUUUUGCUUCCAAAAUCAUGCAUAAAAGUCGUUUUGUCUUUGCUGCAACGAUCAUUGGGACUCUGUGUGGAUUGGGCAUCAUUAUUCUGGCGUCCAUUUUUUUGUUUCACCUGAAAACGAGACACGAUAUGCUCAAGACACAAGUGUGUGUGAAGCAGAAAUAUCGUCUUGUGAGGCUUACUGGAGAGGAGGAGGAGCUAAAAAUCUUUAUUAGGUUACACGAAACCGAGAGACGCUUGGAACGUUAUGUGAUCCUUGUACUGUUUCUUCUUAGUGUCGUAGGAACAAUAUUUCUCGUCACUGCGGAGGUAGUGGAACGACACCUACGUGCAUCCGCAUUAAAAUGUGGCAGAUCCUUCUGCGGGGUGUACGAGGAUGCCAUGAGCAGUUUUUUACAGGUUCUUGGAGCGAGUGGGCAUAGCUUCUCUUGCCACGUGGGGUACUCUUCUGUAGUGUUGUUUGUUGUUGCCAUUUUGAGCACCAUGCUAUUUUUAUUGGCUUUGUUGUUAGCUGCAGUCCAUUUCGUCAUGCGUCACACAUCUGUGAGGCUAGACCAUGUCGGAGAGGAAGAUGAAAAACGGUCAAGUGAUGGUAGGGAGCUGAGCUUCACAUGCGCGGGUAAUGCUCCUAUAGAUCUUUGUAGGUUCUCUAACGGUAGCAUGGACGUCACUAACCCUGUUGCGCAUCAUAGGGCCGCAAAAACUGCCUCAGAAGAGGAGAGAUACGGGGAUUAUUUGUUUGUUUAUUCCACUGAGACGGAAAGUGUUUUGGAGGAAGUGGUUGAGCCAGGGACUGUUAGGGAGGAUGUUUUUAAUGGCGAGCGGUGCGCGCUUUUAGAAAGAGAGGAAGCUGCACGUGUUGUUAUCUGUCGAGAGCAUGACUUUGUGUUUCGUACUCAGUUUUGUUGGGUAAAGGAAAAGCUUUGGCAGGGCGAGAUGCUCUGCAUGCUCCACCAGUAUUCUUUUAACUGGUACAUUGGGCGUAUGCUUGAUCUACAUGUGGAUGAAACAUACUCCAGACAGACGCUCUUGCGGAAGAGCAGUGAGAAGCUUUUGGGUAAAUUCCGUAAGCUGGAAAAGCGUUUUCACAUGUCUGAGCCUAUUUUGCGUAGUGUAAAGAAGGCAACUGCUGUGCUACAUGCAGCGUAUGACGGGAUGAUGCGUUCUGCGUCUCACUAUGCCGUGAAAGAUGAUAUCUGCCGCUACGGGUUCCCGACAGAUUGGUGGCUAAACAACGCUACCAAGGCUCUUGUUAACGUAGCCAUGGAUACAAAGCGUUAUGAACUUUGA
This is a messenger RNA of Trypanosoma rangeli, 1734 nucleotides long. RefSeq lists its product as uncharacterized. The record is from RefSeq and is a predicted model, not a curated record. The coding region runs from base 1 to 1734 and encodes 577 amino acids. The transcript has a single exon. NCBI's taxonomy places the organism in Eukaryota, Euglenozoa, Kinetoplastea, Trypanosomatida, Trypanosomatidae.